Saxophila tyrrhenica is the source of this 1656-nucleotide messenger RNA. RefSeq names its product General amino acid permease (gene AGP3). Gene Ontology annotation, biological process: amino acid transmembrane transport. The transcript is spliced from 2 exons. Gene Ontology annotation, molecular function: amino acid transmembrane transporter activity. The coding region runs from base 1 to 1656 and encodes 551 amino acids. The record is from RefSeq and is a predicted model, not a curated record. Lineage: Eukaryota; Fungi; Ascomycota; Dothideomycetes; Mycosphaerellales; Extremaceae. Gene Ontology annotation, cellular component: membrane.
AUGCUAGGCCUCUCCCCCCGCAAGGCCAAAAGCCCAGAUACCAUCGAAGAAGAUGCCUCGCCACCACCUCCCACCGCAGAUGUUGCGGUCGGCGACAAUACCGUCAUCGAUCCUGACAGCGGUGUCAAACGAGGGCUCAAGAAUCGACAUCUUUCCAUGAUGGCUUUGGCUGGGAUCAUCGGACCGGGUCUGCUCGUUGGUUCGGGAGGCGCGCUCAGUAAUGGCGGUCCGGCUUCGUUACUUAUCGGCUUUGGGGUCAUUGGGAUCAUUGCGUUCAGUAUUAUGCAGAGCUUGGGCGAGAUGACUACGCUGUAUCCUGGAGGCGGCAGUUUCAUUUCGUUGGCCGAGAGGAUGGUUGAUAAGGCGUUUGCGGUGGCGGUCGGAUGGAACUACUUCCUUAUCUGGGUCUUCGUCCUCGCGAACGAAUACAACGUCAUUUGCUCCAUCUUUCAGGUCUGGAGCGACACAGUGCCACUAUGGGGCUACUUCCUGAUCUUCUGGACCGCCUUCUUAGCCUUCCAACUACUGGGCGUAACGGCUUUUGGUGAAGCAGAAUUCUGGCUGGCUCUGUUGAAGCUGAUCGGCCUUACAGCUUUCUUCAUCUUCGCCAUCGUGUAUGCGGCCGGCGGCAUCAUCGGCCAGGACCAAGCGCUCGGUUUCACCUACUGGCGCAACCCGGGCGCUUUCAAUGGGAACGGCUUCAGGGGCGUAGCCACAGUUUUCGUUUUCUGCAGCACCUUCUACGCCGGUGUCGAAUCCGUUGCGAUCGCUGCCACCGAGACUCGGAACCCAGGAAAAGCUGUUCCUCAAGCCAUCAAGCAAGUCUUCUGGCGCAUCAUCUUCAUCUAUAUGGGAUCCGCCUUCUUCUUUGGCCUGACAUGCCCAGCAGACGCCCCGAAUCUCAUCAACGGCACAACGAAGGUCCUCCAAAGCCCAAUGACGGUCGCCAUACAAAACGCCGGUUUCCGCCACGGAAGCGAUCUGAUCAACGUCUUCAUCUUCCUUACCUGCCUAAGUGCCUGCAACUCCAGUAUCUACAUUGGCAGCCGCACGGUUCUGUACAUGGCGCAGAACGGCCAAGCGCCUCGCUUCCUGGGCAAGACCGACAAACGUGGUGUUCCUAUCUGGGCGAUCUUGCUCACCAACGCCGUCGGCGCCCUGAGCAUGAUGAACGUCUCCACCGGUGCGAGCAAAGCGUACAGCUACAUCGUCAACCUGUCUGGUGUCAGCACUUUCCUCGUCUGGGCGAGUAUAUCCUUCAUCCACAUACGCUUCAGAUCUGCGUGGAAGACGCAGGGACGCACGAGGGAGGAGCUGCCGUUCAAGUCCCUCUGGUAUCCUUGGAAUGCCUACUUCGGCGUCUUUGCUAACUGCUUCCUCGCGCUCGUGCAAGGCUGGACGACGCUCUCACCCUUCGACGCCGGGACGUUCGUGGACGCAUACAUUCUACUGGCACUGUUUCCGAUCAUAUACUUUGUCUUCAAAUUCGUGAAGAAGACGCGCUAUAUGCGGAGCUACGAGAUUGAUUUGGACUACGGCAGGCGAACGGAUUUGGACAGUACGGGCAUGGUGCCGGAGGAUAGGAGGGCGAUGGAGGAGAGUGGUGAGAAUGAGAAGGGAAUACCGUAUUGGCGGAAGUUGGCCAAGAAUUUUUGA